Sphenostylis stenocarpa is the source of this 921-nucleotide messenger RNA. The record is from the annotation of a GenBank genome assembly. NCBI's taxonomy places the organism in Eukaryota, Viridiplantae, Streptophyta, Magnoliopsida, Fabales, Fabaceae.
AUGGAAUCAAUGGGCGUGUUAAUGACUUGUCCGAUGCACAGUUACAUCGAAGAAGGGCUUGCCAAGCGCUUUAAACUCUUCAAGCUCUGGCACUUUCCCUCUUUCAGCGCCUUCGCCCAAGCCCACGCCAACUCCGUCCGCGCCGUCGUCGCAAAUGUCAAAGUUGGAGUGGACGCCGCCACCAUCGACUCCUUGCCCAACCUCAAGAUUGUCUCCACCUACAGCGUCGGAUACGACAACAUCGACCUCCGAAAAUGCAGAGAGAAAGGCAUUCCCGUCACCAACACACCCAAUGUUCUGACCGACGAUGUCGCCGAUCUCGCCAUCGCCCUUGCCUUGUCCCUCUUCUGCACAAUUUCUCACUCCCCUCGCCGUAACUCCGCUCCUCCCUUCACACCAAAGCUUAGUGGUAAAGCAGUUGGAAUUAUUGGGUUGGGGAGGAUUGGUAGGGCGAUUGCGAAGAGAGCUGAGGCAUUUGGGUGCCCAAUUAUGUACCAUUCCAGAUCUGAAAAACCAGAGUCAGGGUAUAAAUAUUACUCUAACGUUCUUCACUUAGCUGCUGACUCUGAAGUACUUGUUGUGGCCUGUACCCUCACCCCAGAAACCCGUCACAUUGUGAACCGUGGAGUUAUUGAUGCAUUGGGCCCGAAGGGGGUUUUGAUCAAUAUCGGGCGAGGCCCGCACGUGGAUGAGCCCGAACUGGUGUCCGCGUUGAGUGAAGGAAGACUAGGUGGUGCGGGCCUUGACGUGUUUGAGAACGAGCCAGAGGUGCGUGGAGAGCUACUAAGGCUUGAGAAUGUUGUGUUGACUCCUCAUGUGGGGAGUGACACUGUGGAAACUUGCAUGGCAAUGGCAGACCUUGUGAUUGCAAACUUAGAGGCACACUUCCUUGGCAAGCCACUUUUGACUCCUGUCAUUUGA